Molecule: messenger RNA, 1884 nt
Organism: Apis florea (little honeybee)
Lineage: Eukaryota; Metazoa; Arthropoda; Insecta; Hymenoptera; Apidae
Product: lysyl oxidase homolog 3A
Biological process (GO): peptidyl-lysine oxidation
Cellular component (GO): membrane
Molecular function (GO): copper ion binding; protein-lysine 6-oxidase activity
Source: RefSeq, a predicted model, not a curated record
UAGCUUGCGGUACGGUAAACGAAAUACACGUGCGGUUCGAUUUUAAUCACGAACGAGAGAGAGUCGCAUCGAGAGAGAUCGAAAGCCUCGAAAGAUCGUUCCCUCAGCGAUUUUGAAGGAAAAACAUUUUUUCUUUUGCUUCUCUCUUCUUUGAAAUUUGAAGGUAUGAAAAUUGGUUGGCGAGCAUUUCUUUAAAAGAAAAGGAAGGAAAGGAAAGGAAAAGCGGGAGGAAGAAAUGAAGAGAUCGAGGAUGAAUUGGAGGAUUCUGGUCGUUGGAUUUUCGAUGAUGUUGGCGAUGAUGGUGGAUACUUGCACGGCGAAUAACGAUACCUGGGACAAGAUUCGCGAGAAGAAGGCGAGGUUGGUGAAGAAAUUGAAGAAGGAUUUCCGCAAGUUGAAGAAGCAGGAAGGAGCCGUGAAGUUGGUGGGCGGCGAGAACGGUGGACACGAAGGAAACGUGGAAAUACUUCACGACGGGAAAUGGGGCAGCGUGUGCGACGACGAAUGGGAUUACUUGGAGGCCAAUGUGGUUUGCAGGCAAUUAGGCUUCGACGGUGCAAUUAAACCGACAGCGAACGGUCACUUUGGCCAGGCCAGAAGUGAGAUAUUGCCCUUUCGUUUCAUCCAAUUGGGGAAAAUAAAAAGAAAACGUGAAAUAUUAACGUUUGUUGCGUAUGAAAUGAUUGUUGAAAUUCACCGUUGUCGAUUAUACGUGGAAUCAUUUGCCACGCAUUUAGAAGCAUUAUUUUACCUCUUCAAAGAAAUAACUUUUUCUUUGAAACUUGAAAAGCUUUCAACUUCGAAGUUUUCCUACUUACGUAAAUAUAUUAUAUCAACAUAUGUAUUGAAACAAAAGAAGGAAAGGAAAGAUGCUGUAGAAAGAUGUAUACGUAUAAACAAAAAUUCCAAAUUCAUCCCAAAACUAAAAAAUCCUUUAGGUCCCGUGGAAAACGUGGGCAGCGUAGUGUGCCUUCGAGACAUGCCAGAUCUAGUGUUCGACCACAUAGAGCUUAUGCGAACGGCCCAUCUCGAGGACAGACAGCUGUACUGGUUGCAAUGCGCCAUGGAGGAGAACUGCGUCGCCUCGCAGGCUUAUAAAAUUCAAAAGGAAUCGGAAAACUGGCACUUGGAGACCAGGAGGCUUCUACGAUUCACCGCGAGGAUCUUGAACGCGGGAACCGCAGACUUCCGGCCGUCGGUGCCGAAACACCUUUGGGAGUGGCACAUGUGCCAUAUGCAUUACCACUCGAUGGAGGUGUUCGCCACGUUCGACGUGUUGGACCUGAACGGGACGAGGCUCGCGGAGGGGCACAAAGCGUCCUUUUGCCUGGAGGACAAUCAAUGCCUGCCCGGUGUGGAGGCGAGGUACAAAUGCGCCAAUUACGGUGACCAAGGGAUCUCCGUGAAUUGUAGCGAUAUAUACAGGCACAACAUCGAUUGCCAGUGGGUGGACAUAUCGGAGCUUCGCCCCGGGGAGUACAUUUUCAAGGUCGGCGUGAAUCCUGAGUUCAAAGUGGGCGAGAUGUCGUUCGACAAUAACGCGGCAAUUUGCCGCCUUCUCUACACCGAAUCGUUCGCAACUGUGCACAGUUGCGUCAUGGCUCGUCCUUGACAUCCCCCUCCCCACCCCCUCGUUACGCCAGGUCAUCCUACAAGCGGCGCCAUUUUGAAGGAGUAACGAUCUCUCUUCAACUUGCGAGAAACGUUUCGAGAGACGAAUUAAAAAAGAAGGAUAUUCCAUUUCAAUAAAUUGUUAAUAGUUUAUUCGAUUAGUUUUGAAAUUAAUGAUAAUGAUAAAUCUCCAUUGAUAGGGAUUUAUCCUUAAACGAUAAUUAAAGAGGAAUUGAUAUGUAAUGGAAUCAUAGUGUUAAGAAUAUCUGAGUA